CCCUGGCGGGGGUAAAGUACACUAAAAUCUUGUACUAAUUUUGACUAUACGAAGACGAUAGCGUUAUAUUAUAGACGUAGGCAAUUAGAAUAGUUUUAAUAAGUGUAGCAAUUGAGUGAAAAUAAUCUUGAAUAAACUUUGGAAAUCCUCAAAAGGGUACAGGUUAAUUUAUUAAACAUGGGAGGAUUUAUUUCAAUUAAUUUAGAAGAGAAUUAUAAAAAAAAUGAAAAAUUCCUACAAAGUCUCAAUGAAAUUGCGAUGGAGAGACAAAUACAAUUACAAUUUCAAAUGCAAGAAAGACAAAGAGCACUUCAAAUAGCAAGAAGUCGAGAUAUAUUUCUAUGGUUAUCUGCAUUCAGUAUUACAGCAGCCUCAGGCUUACUCACAGGUUUCAGACGAACUAAACGCAUUUAUCUAUUGGCACCUCUAGUGCCAUUGACGUUUCUCAAUUUGUACCACUUGGAUCUUGCAUAUGGCAACAAAUUACAUAGAAUUAGAAUGGAAGCCGAGCACAUCAUGUCUCAUGAGUCUGAUUUGCUUGAACUACCCUGUGGCCUGCCGUCCCCUUCCUCUGUGGACCAGGGUCGGAUGGAUGCAGAGGAAAAGAAGAAAAUACAUCCUCCCCUACCUUAAGUUGUUGUAUUUUUAGAUUCAAACUUUAUGGUAGCUUGAGGUAGGCAUAAGCCCAAAUCUGUGUAGAUCCCAUAGACAAAUUAAAGUCAAAAAUGUAUGAAAUUAACAAUUCAUAUGACACAGGCUAGUCACAUACUUAUUCAUAUAUAUUAUGACGCAUUUUGAUGAUUCUACUAGUGAAUUCACUUAAUAAUAGGUAGAGAAAAGUGUUACAGAUGUCUCCUUCCCUUUUCCCGCAUCUUGCUAUUUGUCGCUAAUACCUCAAAUUCUGUAUGAAAAAGCAUUGCAAUCUUUCGAGCCUCCAUAAAGUUUGAAUGGCACUAUAUCAAUUGUCCUGUGCCUUCAAAGCUUUUAGAAGGGCAGUAAUGCAUUUAGAAUCUUUGCUAAUAUGUCAAUAAUGUUCAAAAAGU
Papilio machaon (common yellow swallowtail) is the source of this 1043-nucleotide messenger RNA. RefSeq names its product plasminogen receptor (KT). The record is from RefSeq and is a predicted model, not a curated record. The transcript is spliced from 4 exons. Gene Ontology annotation, cellular component: plasma membrane. Gene Ontology annotation, biological process: positive regulation of plasminogen activation. Bases 178 to 633 code for a protein of 151 amino acids. Lineage: Eukaryota; Metazoa; Arthropoda; Insecta; Lepidoptera; Papilionidae.